Ostrinia furnacalis (Asian corn borer) is the source of this 3035-nucleotide messenger RNA. It is a transcript of the gene Mondo, whose product is annotated as MLX interacting protein mondo. NCBI's taxonomy places the organism in Eukaryota, Metazoa, Arthropoda, Insecta, Lepidoptera, Crambidae. The coding region runs from base 137 to 2902 and encodes 921 amino acids. The record is from RefSeq and is a predicted model, not a curated record. The transcript is spliced from 19 exons. Gene Ontology annotation, molecular function: RNA polymerase II cis-regulatory region sequence-specific DNA binding; protein dimerization activity; DNA-binding transcription factor activity, RNA polymerase II-specific. Gene Ontology annotation, cellular component: nucleus. Gene Ontology annotation, biological process: regulation of transcription by RNA polymerase II.
AAUGUGAGUGUGUGCGAUAGUGAUAAAAAUGAAAAAUAUGUCUAAGUCCAAAAGUUGAUCUUAGUUAGAUUUUAUGUGAUUAUUAAUUCAUCUUUACCACCUAGUGUUUAGGCAAUUGAAUACUAAGGUAACAACGAUGACACACGUUGAGAAACGCCAGCCUCGACCAGGAAAGGAGACUAUUCAUUCUGGGCAUUUUAUGGUGUCGCAUUUUGAAGCAGAAGCUCAAGAUGAAUUUGACGAUUUGGCAGUACCUGUUCCAGACGAAGAACAGAACAUUCAAAAAGUGUCUGUGGUUACAACUUACACCGUACCUGGCACGAAAGAACAAUUCACUCCCUCAGACAAAAUCGUGACCAAACAACAUCAACAGCUUUCUAUCGAAAUAUCGCUUACAAAAUUAUUCAAAUGUAUGACUUUAGCUUACAGACAAAAACUAACCUCUCCAAAAUGGAAUCGUUUCAAAGGUAUAAAACUCCGGUGGAAGGACAAAAUCAGACUGAACAAUGUUAUAUGGAGAUGUUGGCACAUGCAAUUUAUAAAGAAGCAAAAUACCCUGGUGUGCCAGUUCGCUUCACCGUUAGACGUUGACACUCACGUAAAACCAGAGACAACAAUAUUAGAAGGCAAAUAUUGGAAACGAAGAGCCGAAGCAGUAAUCGCAGAAUAUAAAAAAUGGCGCAUGUUUCAUAUAAUGCGGCUCCUCGGCAAGGGGGACACCGCCGUCCAGGAUACGAUAUCGGACAUGGACACGGUGGAGUCGUUCUCGCAAUGCAGCGACCUCGCGGGCAACAUGUUAACAGACGAGGACUACCUCAGCUUCAUGAGUGACACUCUGUUCUCGACCAUCACCAACCACCAACCUUUCGCGUUCCCCGACUGCAGGGAGAUUGCAAGAGGUGCUAGCUUAGCUGACUUCAUUCAGCCGAGCUUAGGUCCUUUGCAACCUAACCUCGAUGAUUUUAUGGACACAUUGGAACCACUCCAAGAACUUCUGUCGUCAACGCCCCGCCUGCCUCCCGUGCCCGAGGAGAGCGCGCUCCCGGCUGAGGAGGCGCUGUACCGGGGCGGAGGCAUGUCCGUGGACUCGUACCAGCAGGGCUACCUCGGCAGCUCGCCCGCCGCCAUGCCCACCAGCCAGAUGACUAUACAUGGCACAAGCAACAAUACUCAAAUGUUAAUGUCAGAGGAGUCGAUCAAGAACGAGCAACAGAGGCGCGCGUACGAGGGCUCGCGAAUGUUCGCGCAGGGCGAGAUGCAGGGCAUGAUGGGCGCGGAGCUGAUGCCUCAGUACGGGUAUGAGCCGGCGCCGGCGCCCGAUGCGCCGCUGCAGCCCUACGCGGGCAAGGCGCGGCUGCAGCACGUGGCGGCGCCCAAGAUCGUCACGCAGCCCGACUCCUACUAUAAGUAUACUGCAGCGGUGCCGCCGUCCCAAACAGCGCCGGAGACAGUGACGCUUCUCCAACAGCCGCUGCCUAGUUCAAAGUACGCGUCUACCCUCGUGCUGCAAGGGCGCGGCUACCCGCGCGCGAGCGACAAGCGGCGGCCGCACUACGCGCCCGCGCCGCCCGCGCCGCCGCCCGCGCCGCCUUACCAGCCCUACCCGCAGCAGAUGUCGAGCCAGCCGAGCUACGAGGCGCGGCCGCGGCCGGCGGCGCCUAUGCAGUACCUACCAGCGCCCGAGGCCUACAAGCCGAAGCCCGCGGCGCCCAACCAGCGCUCCUUCAAGAUGCCCUCGCCUCCUCUCGUGGCAGCUACCUCACAGCAGGUGUCAGGCGCCGGUAGCUCUGCGCAGGCUGGUAGCAGCGCGGGCAGCCCGGGCCGCAAGGAGCAGUUCCGCUCGCACAGCCUGCCGCUAGGCGCGCAGCUCAACGCCGACUGGUCGCUCAGCGCGCCCGCCCACGCCCACGCGCCGCCCCACGCCCACGAUACGCAUUCGAGGCAUACCGCCAGGGCCCGCGAGAGCACGCCGAGCGCGCUGCGCAUGCGCUCUCGCUCGCAGUCGGGCGGCGGCGAGGCGGGCGCGCGGCCGCCGCUCAACAGCGUGGCGUCCGAGCCCAGCCUGCCGCAGGCCAGCGUCAUGCUCGCGCAGCUGCUCUCCGCGCAGCACUCUAAAAGCGUGUACAAAAUGGGAAGUAACGAGGAAGUCGCCGGAGGAUCGGAUCCGAAGUCCCCAAUUCGCAAAGGCCAGCCCUCGCCUAUUGGCAGUGAUAUAAUGUCACCACAUCCGUCACUGUCGCCGCCCACGUCGCCGGGCUCGCCGCGAGCCGGCUCCCCGCGCGAGCCGCGCCGCACGCACCUGCACGCCGAGCAGAAGCGCCGCUACAACAUCAAGAACGGCUUCGACACGCUGCAGGCGCUCAUCCCGCACCUCAACGCCAACCCCGCCGCCAAGAUUAGCAAAGCUGCAAUGUUACAAAAAGGUGCCGAAUAUAUCAAACAAUUGAAAGCUGAGAGGAAUCAAAUAAAAGAAGAAAUGGAAAGUCUUCGGCAACAAACAGAAAGUUUAAAUAACUCAAUAUCCAACUGCCACUCGCUGCUGCCGGCGACGGGCGCGCCGGUGUCGCGCGCGCGCGCCGGCCGCCUGCGCGAGAUGUUCGCGCGCCACGUGGCCAACCGCACCAUGCACAACUGGAAGUAUUGGCUCUUUAGCGUGGUAGCCGCGGCGCUGGUGGACUCGUUCAGCGCAUGCGUGUCGUGCGGCAGCGGCGCCGACCUCGUGCGCACCACGCUGCUGUGGGCCGAGCAGCACUGUUCGCUCGUGGAGAUGAGGCCAGCUGUGCUCAACUCGCUCCGAGUCCUGUGCACGACGACAGACAUCCUGACCAACCCGGAGCGUCUGCCCGAGGAAGCGCGCCAGGCGGCUGCCUCCAGCGCCGGCGUCAAAAGCGAGCCCACCUAGCGCGACACCACACGCCUCUUUACCGGUGAGCUCGCAAUGAGGGCUAUCGUUUUAGCGCUCACCAGUUAGCGCCACUGUAGAGUAAGGUCCUGUCACUUGCUAGUAGCGAAGACAGUGGCACCAACUGGUGAGC